AUGCACUUCCAAUCGCGCGUAUCCACAACCACCGUUCACGAACUUCUCUUCGCCGACGACUGCGCCCUGAACACCACCUCGGAAGAGGAGAUGCAACGCAGCAUGGAUCUAUUCUCCGUCGCCUGCGAGAACUUCGGUCUGGUCAUCAGCACACAGAAGACGGUGGUCAUGUAUCAACCGCCACCCAACACCGCCACUCCCCCAAACGCGCUGCCGCAAAUCAGAGUGAACGGAACCCAACCGAAAGUGGCGGAGAACUUCCCGUACCUGGGCAGCACCCUCUCCCGCAACACCAACAUCGACGACGAAGUCACCAACAGGAUGUCGAAAGCCAGUCAAGACUUCGGCCGCCUCCAAAGCACAGUUUGGAAUCGCCACGGUCUCCAACUGAACACGAAGCUGAAGAUGUACAAGGCCGUCAUCCUGUCGACGACACUGCAUGGAGCGGAGACUUGGACGGUGUACACGAGGCAGGCACGCCGACUGAACCAUUUCCACCUCAGUUGUCUCCGCCGCAUCCUGAGGCUGAACUUGCAGAAUCGAAUCCCCGACACGGAAGUACUAGAACGAACGGGAAUCCUCAGCAACUACGCCAUACUGAGACAAAUGCAGCUGCGCUGGAGCGGCCAUGUGGUGCGCAUGGACGACGAGCGACUACCCAAACGACUCUUCUACGGAAAAGUUUCGACGGGUUCUCGCCGUCAAGGAAGCCAAAUUCGUCGAUAA
Molecule: messenger RNA, 726 nt
Organism: Spirometra erinaceieuropaei
Lineage: Eukaryota; Metazoa; Platyhelminthes; Cestoda; Diphyllobothriidea; Diphyllobothriidae
Source: the annotation of a GenBank genome assembly